UAGUUCGACUCCGGAGCGAAAGGAGGUGCUGCGCCAAAGGGAUUUGUGGGCUGAUGGAAUCCUAUGUACUAUGAAGGAAGGAGCAAAGGUCCUUAAAGUAAGACGACCUGUUUCUGGUCCCGGCUAGUCAUUGAUUGUGGCUUAUAUAACAGGUUUUCCAGUCCUGUGCUUUCCUGUCACACACCCUACCUCUAAACACGUCAACAACAAUAUGAAGAAAUACCAGAUUUGGCAGCCGAUCUUUAGCAAUGGACCCAGAAGCAACCUCAGUUUAUUUGGAUUAUUUCUACGCUACCAGCAAAAAUCCUGAUCUUAAGGACACCCACUCCCAUGUUCCUUAUACAUCGAUCUUCCUUCCAGUCUUUUACACAGCUGUGUUCCUGACUGGAGCAUUGGGGAACCUCAUCCUCAUGAGCGCCUUGCAUUUCAAACGGGGCAGCCGAAGACUGAUUGACAUCUUCAUCAUCAACCUGGCCGUGUCUGACUUCAUUUUUCUUGUCACAUUGCCUCUCUGGGUGGAUAAAGAAGCUUCUUUAGGACUGUGGAGGACAGGCUCCUUCCUGUGCAAAGGCAGCUCCUACAUGAUCUCAGUCAACAUGCACUGCAGUGUCUUCUUGCUCACCUGCAUGAGUGUUGACCGCUACCUGGCCAUCGUGUGCCCAGCCAUAUCCAGGAAAUUCAGAAGGAGAGACUGUGCCUAUGGAGUCUGUGCCAGCGUCUGGUUUAUCUCCUGCCUGUUGGGUUUGCCUACUCUUCUGUCCAGGGAACUCACCCUGAUUGAUGGUAAGCCAUACUGUGCAGAGAAGAGGGCUACAUCCACGAAACUGACUUGGGCCCUGGUGGCCUUAAUUUUUACCUUCUUCGUCCCUUUGGUAAGCAUUGUCACCUGCUACUGUUGCAUAACAAGGAAGCUGUGUGCGCAUUACCAACAGGCGGGGAAACAUAACAGAAAGCUGCGGAAAUCCAUAAAGAUCAUCUUUAUUGUCGUGGCAGCCUUUGUCUUCUCCUGGCUGCCCUUCAAUACUUUUAAGCUCCUGGCCAUUGUCUCUGGGCUGCAGCAAGAAGUCUACUUUUCAUCAGCUUUUCUCCAGCUGGGCAUGGAGGUGAGUGGGCCUCUGGCAUUUGCCAACAGCUGCAUCAACCCUUUCAUUUACUAUAUCUUUGACAGCUACAUCCGCCGGGCCAUCGUGCACUGCUUGUGCCCUUGCGUGAAGAACUAUGACUUUGGGAGCAGUACAGAGACAUCAGAUAGUCACCUCACUAAGGUUCUCUCCAAUAUCAUUCAUGCAGAGGAUUUUGCCAGAAAAAGGAAGAGGUCUGUAUCACUCUAAAAGUGACUGUGACAUUUCAAUCUCUGUUCAUAGACUGGAGAGUUAAUUGGUGUCAGCAACAAAGAAAGAGGAAAAGUAUUGCUGAUACUAUUCAUAGUGCUUCAUAAAUACAAGAAGAGUUUAUUUUUAAAGAGACGACUGAAAAGUCCCUGUGUUCAUGGGUAUGAUUGUGUCAUAUGCUGGUUUGGGGGUUUGAGUUUUGUGUUUUUGCUUUUAUUUUUGUUUUUUUGUUUUGGCUGACUGGACUUCUUUGUUUUUAAUCAAGUUCACAAGGCAAAUACAACUCCUAUGGUCCUUGAACUCUGACAGAAAGGUUCUGCUUGGAUCAGUUCCUUUCUUCAUGAUUGCUUGUGUAACGUUCAGGACUUUUCCUCUCUCAAGAACCGUGAUGCCUUGAUCCACACCACCCUUCACACUGGGCUCCAAUUGGACUACAUCUGAAUGAUUCUGCCCACUUUCAUCUAGUGAGAAAAGUGGUAACAAUGCAGAUAGCAAAAAUUAUACCUGUGCCCUGCAAUUAAUUGUUACUGAGUAAUAAAUUAAGAGUCUGGCCUUAAUCUUUACAAGUUUGUAUAGUGAUUCUUCACUGUUUUCCAAUGUUAUCUUUCACCUUUUGCCAUUCACAAUAACUUAGGACUGGCAAAAAAUUCAUGGGGGAAAAAACAUUCUGUAUUGUGUUUAUGAAUCAGGACUUAUUUUAUCACAUGCUCUUCUAGAAUAUCUUAACAAGGGAGCAUCAGGCAAAGUUUAACCUUUGUUUUCCUUGUAAGGUAUAUUGGUAAAAAUAUAUCUCAUUAUGAUGGUAUAGUAACUAUUUUUCAAUAGAGUUUUACUAUGUUCUUUGUUUUCAUUGACUUCAUAAAUUAGGAUAUGACUUUGCUUUAAUGACAUGUUUUUAAUUACCCAGUUAUUUAGUUAUCAAAUGAAAAUGUUACUGCUAAUAUAAUUGGAGAUCAUCAAAUGCUUAGCUACAGCAUCAUGUGGAUUAUCAUUUUGUCUUUUAAUUAAAAAUAUUAGUGCUACACAUUCCCUAUGGCAUCAUUUGUGUAGUGUAUAUAAUUUUUUGACUUGAUUCAGUAAUAUAGUAAGAUAGGAUGCUCUGUAUUCAGCUGAAGUUAAAAAUCCAUAAUGAAGAUACUACUGGUAUUUCAUAUAUAUACACAUUUUUCCAAGCCUGGAGACUUUCCUGAACUCUUUCACCUAAGAAACAUUAGGUCUACUUGUACCUGCACUCCUUUUAAAGACUUUGAAGUUAAAAACAUGUAAUUAGCAGCAACCACAAAAGACUUUACUGCAGAAAACAUACUAUUGUAAACAUCUUUUGAUUCAAGAGAAAAUGGGUUAUGUUUUGACCUUCAGUGGUGACUCAAAUGAAUUACUAUGUACCUCUAAAUAUUAGGUUUGAAUAUCAGAGAAAGCUUAGAAUCUUUUCAGGGAUCAAGUAAUUCAAGUUCAUCCUAUGUAUCUUUCACAUUAAGAGAAAUCUCAAAUAUUGGGCAUAUUCUUAUAAUCUGUUUGGAAGUUGAAAGUAUAGUUUUUGGUUUUAUAAAUCAGUUAAUUUGUUAAUUUCUCUUAAACUUUUAUCAAAUAAAAAUAUUAUUUCCUUA
Messenger RNA from Mustela lutreola (European mink), 2938 nucleotides. It is a transcript of the gene GPR15, whose product is annotated as G protein-coupled receptor 15. The transcript is spliced from 2 exons. Gene Ontology annotation, biological process: immune response; G protein-coupled receptor signaling pathway. The record is from RefSeq and is a predicted model, not a curated record. NCBI's taxonomy places the organism in Eukaryota, Metazoa, Chordata, Mammalia, Carnivora, Mustelidae. Gene Ontology annotation, cellular component: membrane. The coding region runs from base 249 to 1331 and encodes 360 amino acids. Gene Ontology annotation, molecular function: G protein-coupled receptor activity.